Messenger RNA from Cuscuta campestris, 906 nucleotides. Lineage: Eukaryota; Viridiplantae; Streptophyta; Magnoliopsida; Solanales; Convolvulaceae. The record is from the annotation of a GenBank genome assembly.
AACGCACACCUCCAUCAUCCCUGCGAUCUGCAUCCCAUUCUCUCCAUCGCACAACACCGUCAAUCGGAAUUCAACUGCCGACCCCCAUCAGUAUCCUACUCCCUGACAAUAACGAUGCAGAUCUUUUAAUCGGGAAGCGUGCCUCUGACUCAAUCGCCGACAACAAACCCAUCGUUAGAUGAAGAACAGGAUGGCUGCAAACCUAGCGAUAACAACGACCUGCUUUUAAGAUUAAGGAUAUCUUUGGUGUCUAGCAUCAGAGAACUCUUGCAGAGAGCUCAUCUGGAAAGCAAACCUGGCAUGGCGCUGGUGUUGGUUUUGGAAAUCAUUAGUGUUUCUUUUUUCAUCCUGCACACUCCAAUGAAAACAUACAUACUUCAUGCAAAUCGUAGCUGGCCAUUCUGGACGAACAGGCAUCUGGAGAUCAUGCUGUGCGCAUUUGACAAUAACCAUCAGUCUGGGCGAAGGCCAGUUUCGCAGAGCAAAGAAGGCCUUGGUGGAUUUGGCUAUAAGUGUGCUUGAUGAGAUAGAGUCUCACAAUACAUCCAUUUCUCAUAAAAACCGUUUUUCGGGCGUCAAAGGAAUUAUAGUAACAGUAAUAAAUCUUUAACCCAAUUUCGUUCACUAUCUUGGAGUGUUACCAAGAACUUGUCAGCAUCCAGACAACUCCAAAGUCCAAACCAUUGGGAACAACAUAUCUCCCCCAAGAAACAGCAAAAUUGUGGCUUCCAAUGGAUUGUCAUUGUCUAUCUCCACUAUCUAUGAGCUAUGUUAUUUACUUUGUGACUGCAUAUAACCACAAAACAACAGAUUGAAGAUAGACAAUGACAAUCCACUAUCUAUGGGCUGUUGGAUUGUCAUUGUCUAUCUCCACUAUGUUAGUUUUAGUCCUACAUUAACCUUUAA